AUGAACAUGUCACCUAACUUACCUGCAUUCGGUGACACUAUCGAGUCGCUAGUCGAGCAAGGACUCAUUUCAGAGAGCCGUCUUGACGAAUCUGUGCGGCGCAUCUUGGAAACCAAACGGGAUCUCGGACUGCUCGAGCCAGACUAUUACGAUAGCUUUGGGCGUGACGGAAUGGAUAGUGCGUCUACCGUUGGCGAUGCUGCUGAUCAACAGGCCGCGUUAUCGUUGGCCCAGGAGUCAGUAAUUUUACUGGAGAACCACAACAGCGCUCUGCCUAUUGACCUGACAGAAACGACAAAUAUUUUUGUCACCGGACCUGUGUCGGACAACAAGGGCUUUCAAUGUGGUGGAUGGUCCGUGUUCUGGCAGGGAUCCAGUGACUCGACGCUUUUCCCGAAUGGUGCUACCUUCAAGAAAGCCGUUCAGGCCAAGGCAGCGUCCUCGGGCGGGCAAUCGAAGCUACAUCAUCUCGAGGUGGUUGAUAUUGAUGGCAAUGUGAACCCUCAGGACUUUCAACGAGGAAUGCAGCUUGCCGCCAAAAGCGAGUACACCCUGGUUGUAUUGGGUGAGCCAAACUAUGCGGAGAAGACUGGCGACUUGCUAGGAAGUAUGGCUUUACCUGCUGGACAGUUGUGGUACCUUGAGGAGCUUACAAAGCUGAAUUCGACCAAGGUGAUUGUCGUGCUGGUUUCUGGUCGUCCUCGUUUGCUCGAGGGGGCCCACAACCAUGCUGACGCUGUUAUCCUGAGCAUGCUGCCAUGCGAGCAGGGUGGCCAGGCACUGGCGGACGUGAUUUUUGGGGUUGUGAAUCCGUCAGCGCGAUUGCCUAUUACCUACCCAGCGCGAAGUACCCAUGUCCUGUGCAGUGGCAAUUUGGUCACGGACUCAGCUACUCGAAAUUCGAGUACUCGACAUUACGACUUAAUGCCACUCAGGUUCACGCUACAACGGGAGCGCUGA
Messenger RNA from Phytophthora infestans T30-4, 960 nucleotides. RefSeq names its product glycoside hydrolase, putative. Gene Ontology annotation, molecular function: beta-glucosidase activity. The record is from RefSeq and is a predicted model, not a curated record. Bases 1 to 960 code for a protein of 319 amino acids. Gene Ontology annotation, biological process: glucan catabolic process. NCBI's taxonomy places the organism in Eukaryota, Oomycota, Peronosporomycetes, Peronosporales, Peronosporaceae. The transcript has 2 exons.